Molecule: messenger RNA, 1128 nt
Organism: Notechis scutatus (mainland tiger snake)
Lineage: Eukaryota; Metazoa; Chordata; Lepidosauria; Squamata; Elapidae
Source: RefSeq, a predicted model, not a curated record
CGGUGGUGAGGGCCUGGGGCCUGGUGUGGCGCCUGUGCGAGGCGCUCUGGGGCCGCCUGAAAGAGCUGGAGGGGCGCCUGGAGGAGCCCAGCGAGUACGGGCUGCUGCUGGAGCGCCGGAGGGCCUUCUCCCGCUGGCUCUCCCGGACCGCGGCCCAUCGCAUCCAGGAGGAGGUUGCGCUCCGGCAGAACGACGCUCCCGCCGAGGCCGUCUUCAGCUACCUCACCGGGAAGCAGAUCAGCAACGCCUGCCACCUGGCCCAGCAGUCUGGGGAUCUCCGCCUGUCUCUGCUCCUCUCCCAGCUGGUGGGGAGCCAGGAGGUCCGGGAGCUGCUGGCCCUGCAGUUGGCCGACUGGCACCAGCUCCAAGCGGACGGCUUCAUCCAGGACGAGCGGCUGCGCAUUUUCUGCCUCCUGGCUGGCAAGCCGGUGUGGCAGUUGUCCGAGAAGAGAACCAUCAACGUCUGUUCCCAAUUGGACUGGAAGCGCUCCCUGGGGGUCCACCUGUGGUACCUGCUGCCUUCCACAGCCCCCCUUUCGAAGGCCCUCAGCGUGUACGAAGCCGCAUUCCAGGCCACCCCAGAGGGAGAGGGAUACGCCUGCCCUCCGCUGCCUCCCUACCUAGAAGACUCCGGCUACGUGGCGGAGAACGACAACGCCCAACGGCCCCUGCGAGACGUGUGUUUCCACCUGCUGAAGUUGUACAGUGACAGGUGCUACGACUUGCACCAGCUGCUGGACCCCCGGAGCGUCACGGCAGACCCCUUGGACCACCGCCUCAGCUGGCACCUGUGGGAAGCGCUCCGGGCCCUGAACUACACCCACCUGUCGGAGCAGUGCCAGGGGGUGCUGAACAGCAGCUACGCAGCCCAGCUGGAGAGGGAGGGGCUGUGGGAGUGGGCCGUCUUCGUCCACCUGCACACCCCCAACGCUCGAACGCGGGAAAGAGCCGUGCGGGAGCUGCUGAACCGCCACUGCAAGCUGCUGGAGUCGCCGGAGUCCGGGGACAAGGAGGCCUUCCUGACGCGGAAGCUGUGCGUCCCCCCGGAGUGGAUCUACGAGGCGAAGGCCCUCUGGGCCCACAGGGAGGGCGACAAGGCCCGCGAGGCCCUCUACCUCUUCAAGGCCG